Nylanderia fulva is the source of this 1413-nucleotide messenger RNA. RefSeq names its product serine protease snk-like. Gene Ontology annotation, biological process: proteolysis. Lineage: Eukaryota; Metazoa; Arthropoda; Insecta; Hymenoptera; Formicidae. The record is from RefSeq and is a predicted model, not a curated record. Gene Ontology annotation, molecular function: serine-type endopeptidase activity.
CGAACGUCAUCAUCAUUGUGUGCACUUCGUUACGCAUUAUUCGACAAACUUAAAAGCGAGAACUUGCUAUAAACGCUUUUGUUCUAAGAAGGUGUCAAUACGUCGCGUAUCGGAUUCGCAAUAUGUACGGGAAAUUCGCAAUUGCGUUAUUCGUUGUUAUUUUAUUCAGAAAUUCUUCAGCGCGAAAAAGUGAAGAAAAAUGCAAGGAAUAUGCCGAUCUGGUUUAUGAAACUGAAAACUCACCGACUUUGCGUAUCAACGCUGGUUCGAAUAAAGUAUCUCGCUGCGCGAUUAUUGAAACGCCUCUUAUCAUUGGCGGAGUGCAGGCAAAACCCGCGGAAUUUCCGCAUAUGGCGGUGAUCGGGUAUGGCAAGAGCGAGGUGUCCUGGCAAUGUGGAGGAAGCAUAAUUUCUGAGCAUUUUAUUCUGUCAGCGGCUCACUGUUUGGAAUCUCCUGACAAGGGUCCUGCGACCAAAGUACGCGUCGGCUUGAUUAAUUUAUCAACUCCAGACGACGUUAUGCAAGAGAGGAACAUCGUGGAUAGAAUUAAGCAUCCGGAUUACACACCUUCGGUUAAGUAUCACGAUAUAGCGUUACUUAAACUUGAUCGACCGCUAGAGUUAAGUCCUCGAGUGCGACCCGCGUGUCUCGAAGUAAGCUCGCAGAUACCAGGCAAAAGUGCUAUCGCUUCUGGAUUUGGGAAAACUUCUUACGAAGCUAAUAUCGGUAGCAACGAAUUAAUGAAGGUGCAGCUGAAUUACAUAUCUGAAGACGAUUGUAAAAAGAGUUACGCUGAGGAUAUUGGCACACGUCGAUUGCCUGACGGUUUGAUACAGGGUUUACUUUGUGCCGGCAUAAUGGAAGGCGGUAAAGACACUUGUCAGGGCGACAGCGGUGGUCCAUUGCAAAGGGUUCUCGCACAACCUUAUUGCAUGUAUAGUGUCGUGGGUGUGACAAGUUUCGGAAAAUUUUGCGCUUUUAAAUCUUCUCCCGCGAUGUACACCAGAGUUAGUUUUUACCUCGACUGGAUCGAGAGUACUGUUUGGCCAUAAAAAAUCAGAUCGAGGUGCAUCAUCAAAAAAUGUCAAUCUCUAAUUUUAAUUCCAACAGCUUCAAAGAGUAAUUGUCGAAGGAUACAAAAUUACAUAGAUGACGAGAGAAAUAAAAUUAAUCGAACGAUCGAAAGGAAAAGAAAAUCAUAUCACGUAUAUAUUAUUUGCAUUGUAAUUUUUAUUGCAAAAAGGAUAAUAAUAAUUCUCAUUGAUAUGUACAAUAUGGUACCCAAACGUAUGUGUAUGUAUAUAUGUACGAACCACAGUAUAAUAAACAUUUUUAAAACUUACAUUUUAUACAGGGAACAUAUCUCAAAUAUAUAAUAAUUAAUGAUAAUAUCGUGCGCAAUAAUUAUUAAUA